UAUCAAGUUGCAUUUUCACAAGGAAAGAGAGUGCAUUAUAAUGGAUAAAGCCAUGGAAGCUAUUGCAACACCUAACAUUAAUCCAUACCGCCGUUUGCUGAACAAGGCGGUGUCCCAGCUGCUGUUGGACAAAGGCGCCAGCGUAUCCAGCAAUCAAUGCCUUGAAACAUUGACCCAAAUGCUGCAGGCGCUUCUUUUUGAAAUUGGCAAUUCGGCACACAGCUACUGUGAGCUAGGUGGACGUACCAUGCCCACUGUGGGCGAUGUCAGCUUGGCUCUAAUUAACAUGGGCAUCAAUAUAAGCAGCUUGGAAUCGUAUGCACGCCGUGUCAACCAUACGCCCAUUCCUUUGCCGCCACAGCAAACUCAGCAACGCCAGUUAAGUCUGCUCCAAGCAGGCAACAAAGCACCCCAUCCUCACUAUGUGCCCAGCUAUUUGCCACCUAUGCCCGAUCCUCAUGCCUACAUACGAACACCGACGCACAAACAGCCGGUUACGGAAUAUGAGGCUAUACGUGAAAAGGCUGCCAGUCAGAAGCGAGACGUUGAGAAGGCUCUGACCAAGUUCCUCUGCAAGACAAUGGAAACAAACAAUCUCUUUCCCACCGAAGAUAAUAUGUUUCCUCUAAUAGCCUGUAAGCCCACUUUUCCGGCAUAUGCAGCUGCCCUGAAUCCCAUGGAUCAAAUAUUUGACUUUGAGGAACUGGAGUAUCACUACUUGGUUGCUAAUCGGACAGAAGAUGCUCCUACCAAAGAGGAUGGCGAGGACGGUGACAGCGAAAAUGAGGAGCUGGAUGGCGAUAAGUCUAAGGAGGAGAAGCUCGAGCUGGAGAUCAAACCCAAUUCGACCACAAAUAAAGCCAUUUUAGAAAAUCCGAACAUAGAUAAUCCCUACUUACGCGCUGCCACUCUGCCAAAGCGCUCCAAGUUGCACGGAGAUAUCGUCCCGCCCCGCAUUAUGUCAACACGCAACCCGAGUUCUGGUCUACUGACAACAACCCCUUCCACUAUAGAUUUAACCAAAACUAACCUGUGAAAUAUGUGCAGUAAU
Drosophila arizonae is the source of this 1051-nucleotide messenger RNA. RefSeq names its product TBP-associated factor 8 (gene Taf8). Gene Ontology annotation, biological process: transcription initiation at RNA polymerase II promoter. NCBI's taxonomy places the organism in Eukaryota, Metazoa, Arthropoda, Insecta, Diptera, Drosophilidae. Gene Ontology annotation, molecular function: protein heterodimerization activity. Gene Ontology annotation, cellular component: transcription factor TFIID complex. The record is from RefSeq and is a predicted model, not a curated record.